GCAUUUUCAUGAGAAAUACUCUAGAGUUGGAGUAUUUCAGUUCAAGCACUGAUGAUGAAGCUGAAGGCAAUUCCAAUCCAAGUAGUGAAACUGAAGGUGAAGGAAAUAAGCAUGACAGGGAAAAAAGAACUCAUGGUGCUGAUCAUGGAGGAAAGUCUACUGCAUCAGAGGCUCCAUUGAGAACUUUUGCAAAGACAGAACUUGAAGAUUUAGCAUACUCAAAAGCUUUAAGCUUCAAAUCUAACAAUCCAUUUUUUGUGAUGAAAAUGCAUCUAUCAUACUUAUCAACUCACCUGCCAAUCAGUGUACCCUUUGCCAACAAAUACAUAUGUGCAAGAGGUGUUUCAUCAGAUGUGACCCUGCAGAUCUCAAAUGAUGAGAGAUCUUGGCCAGUCAAGUGCAUUACCACUGUAUACAAUGGGAGUUCAAGAACAAGCUUCCACAAUUUUGGUUGGGGGGCAUUUGUGAAGGACAAUCAUUUGGAAGAAGGUGAUGCCUGUGUGUUUGAGCUCAUAAAUAAGGGCCCUGAUAAAAUUGCAUUCAAAGUUGGCAUCUUCCGAGUUGAAGAUGAAGAAUGAUGCAUAUAUAAGGUAGCUUAUGAGUAAUAUGUUGUUUCUAGCUUAUAUGCAAGACCUCUUUUAUUAUCAUGUUAUGCUUUCUUCUCGGUUAACUUGUGACUUAAUUUUAUGAAUAUUUGAAGAUGAUAUAUAUAUAU
This is a messenger RNA of Prunus avium (sweet cherry), 715 nucleotides long. Lineage: Eukaryota; Viridiplantae; Streptophyta; Magnoliopsida; Rosales; Rosaceae. The record is from RefSeq and is a predicted model, not a curated record.